AUGAGAACGAAUAGUCUCAACAUCGGAGCAGUUUUGGGGGUGAUGUUGGUAGUGGUUGACAUUGAAGCACAGGGAACAGGUGCCGUGUCCGCGUCGCAUUGCACUUUCAACCAGCGCUCCGGUGUUUCUAAGAAGGAAGAGCUAGGGGACGCUAUGAAGGUAGAUAAUGUCUUUCCAGGAGGCCCUAAAAAAGACGUUUUGGUGUCGUGUGCCAAUAAGAGUCGUCAGACAGCGGCAGGGAUUUUCGUUCACUGGUGCUGCAGGUGUGAAUCAGAAACCAGUGGCGACAGGGGCAAUGUUUGCGAAUUUUUUGGAGAUUGUGAAUGUGAUGAUAUCUAUUCAACCUCAAACGUCCCUAAAUGCGUUAAAGGAGACCACAUGUGGAGGGACUCUUCUACUGCGCUGCGGGCGGUUCUUCAGGAUGUCAAGGGGAGAGACGCUUGUAACAUCUCAACACCUAAUGGAAAAGAGAUAUUGAUGAAGCUUACGAGAGAAGAGCUCACAUCUAAUAUAGCACCUCAGGAUUCGUCCUCCAAAAUAUUCUUGUUUCUGCUGGCUGCGCUGCUCAUGCAGGACGAAUCUGUGGCACAAACCUCCAAUUAG
Molecule: messenger RNA, 603 nt
Organism: Trypanosoma brucei brucei TREU927
Lineage: Eukaryota; Euglenozoa; Kinetoplastea; Trypanosomatida; Trypanosomatidae
Exons: 1
Coding region: 1-603 (200 amino acids)
Source: RefSeq, a predicted model, not a curated record